Molecule: messenger RNA, 1930 nt
Organism: Penaeus monodon (black tiger shrimp)
Lineage: Eukaryota; Metazoa; Arthropoda; Malacostraca; Decapoda; Penaeidae
Product: small integral membrane protein 12-A-like
Exons: 3
Coding region: 16-345 (109 amino acids)
Source: RefSeq, a predicted model, not a curated record
GCAGAGAAUAGGAGAAUGAAAGCAAAUGGUAUGGUUGUUGCCUGUAUAGUUGCAAGAAAUUCCUUCAACAUGUGGCCGUUGGUGAUGAACGUGCUGAGGACGUAUGCUCCUUACAUCACUUUGCCUGCUGCAGCAGUCAUAGGGUUUGUGGGGUACAACAUAGAGAAGCAUUUUCGUACCCCUCCACCCAACCGCCCAUCUGUUGAAGAGCAGCGGAAUGAGAGACUUUUGAAGGAGAUCCUGGAAACCAAGGAAGCAACACCUGCACCUCUCAGUGAAAAGACCUUUGUUCCAAAGACGAUAUUUGAGAAAAAUUUGUCACCUUCCUUAGUGAAAGAGGAAUGAGGCUGUGACGUGUGUAGGCUGAAUAUGUGAAUAAUUAAUACGUCUUAAUAUGGAUAUUGCAAUUAUUUUAUGGGGAGGGAAUGUCAAUGGAAGGAGCCAUAUUAUGGACUGCUUACUUUAACCUUUUAAAUUCAGGACCCCAACUCACUUUUACUAUUAAAUAUGGUCAGGGGAAGAUAAAGAAAUAGAAAAUGAGAUGUUCUUAUAAGUUUUUGCUGAAGAAAGUUUUCCCAGUAUAACAAAUUCCACUUUCUCUUAAUAGAUGCAGAUAUUAGCUUAAGGAGUGGGUCAUGAAAGUAUGGACAGACAGCAAUACGUCAACAUUCUAUAACUGUUAUAUAAUCUAUUCUGAAUAAUCCCAUUGCUUUAUAUUUGUCCUUGCUACGGCAAUAGUACUCAUAAUGUAUAUUGUUUAGUACAAGACUAGGGAGUCCUUCCAUGUAAGAAUGGAGUCACCCUUCAAAAGCUACAGUGCAAAUAGAGAGAGAGAGGAUGAGGAAAAGUUGAUUAUGUGCACCUAAAAUUGAUAACUAUAUUCAUAUUUAUUCAGUUAUCAUAACAAACUUUAUUCAUAGAGAAAUGCUAGGCAUAGAAAAUAUUUUUUUCAAAUUAUUAUUAUUAUAUUAUGAGAAUGAAUUGAAUAUUCAAGAUAUCUUUAGCCCAUUCUGUUGGUAGUAAUCUUAAGCUAUAACACACUGUGCUGAACUAUUAAUAUCAAGCAAGUAAUGCAUAGAUUUUCUUUUAAACCAUCUAGUAUAAUAAUUUCCACAUUUUCUUCUAGAUUAUCUAUUAAAUGAUUUAGACAAUUUUUUAAAGUCUAAAACAAGUUCAUAAUUUUACACCAAAUGAAAGCUCCUUCUUCACCUGGCCGUUUUGAUUGUAAUUCCAAAAGUAAGAAUGAGUUUCGGUCCUUGAUUGUUUUUCUUUGUUAUUCUUUUCUUACACUGCUUCUGUUUAUACUCCUUUUCUAAUAUGCUCUUCUUGUUACUCCUAUCCGUCUUCAUCUGUUUUUCUUCCCAUUAUUUGUCUUCUUCCUUUUAUUAUUGUUAUUAUUAUUAUUAUUAUUAUUAUUAUUAUUAUUAAAAUUAUUAUUAUUAUUAUUUUUGUUGUUAUUGGUUUUGUUAUUACUGAUAUUUUUAUUAGAAGUAGCACUAUGAUUAUUUUUAUCAUGAUUAUUAUUUUUGGUUUAUACUUUAGUUGCUAAACUCUUUAUAAAAUGUCACAUUUAAAUAGUUUAUAAAAAUGGAACAGAAUAAAUUUCUAAUUGUAUAUCAUAUGAUUUUUAUUGGCUAAGCAUGCAUAAGGUAUGAGAAUUGUAAAUCUGUAUUGAUGAGAGAAAGAGUUGAUUACUAUAGAUUUAUUUCAAGGAAUUAUGCAAUAAAUAAAGGUGCUAUUUUUUUUAUUAUGAAAAUAAAUUGGAAUUCUUAUUGAAAAAUGCUGGUUUGGAGAGUGAAUGUCUCUGUUGUGCAUGGUUUUUAUAGAAUCUAUUUUAAGGAUACUGUAAAUAUUCACUUAGGUGAAAAAGAGCUUUCUGUUUAAAGAAAGGAAUGAUUAACAUGUAAAUAUAAAGAGUUUGAAAAAUGAA